AUUAAUACUAUAGGAAGAGAGAUUUAAAAAGAGAGAACGAAAUGGGCUCCUGGGUUCAACUUCUGCUUCUUGUAGCAUGCAUUUUUCCAGCUCUGGUUGAAUGCAGAGUUCGCCACUACAAGUUCAAUGUAGUGAUGAAAAACUCAACCAAACUAUGUUCGACAAAGCCCAUUGUCACUGUUAAUGGGAGGUUCCCAGGACCCACUCUUUAUGCCAGGGAAGAUGAUACUGUGCUCGUCAAGGUCGUCAACCAUGUCAAAUAUAAUGUUUCUAUCCACUGGCAUGGUAUCCGACAACUGAGAACCGGCUGGGCUGAUGGACCAGCAUAUAUCACACAGUGUCCAAUUCAGCCUGGGCAUACCUACAUAUACAAUUUCACAAUUACAGGCCAACGAGGCACGCUUCUCUGGCAUGCAUAUAUUCUCUGGCUGAGGUCCACUGUCCAUGGUGCCAUUGUUAUCUUGCCUAAGCGUGGAGUUCCAUAUCCCUUCCCACAACCCCACAAGGAAAAGGUUAUUUUAGUUGCUGAGUGGUGGAAAUCAGACACUGAAACCGUUAUCAAUCAAGCUCUCAAAUCCGGAUUGGCACCUAAUGUCUCUGAUGCUCACACAAUAAACGGCCAGCCAGGGCCCGUAUCUAGUUGUUCUUCACAGGGGGGCUAUACAUUGCCUGUGGAAAACGGCAAAACCUACCUUCUUCGCUUGAUCAAUGCUGCACUCAAUGAAGAGCUUUUCUUCAAGAUAGCAGGGCACAAACUCACUGUGGUGGAAGUUGAUGCAACUUACGUAAAACCAUUCAAAACCGACACUGUUGUAAUUGCCCCAGGCCAAACCACUAAUGUCCUAGUUACUGCUGACCAAAAAGCUGGAAAGUACCUUGUUGCAGUCUCUUCUUUCAUGGACGCUCCAAUUGCAGUCGACAACGUGACGGCAACUGCCACAUUGCACUAUUCAGGCACGCUUGCUAGCACACCCACAACUCUCACGAAGCCUCCUCCACAAAAUGCCACCGCAGUUGCCAAUAGAGUUUGGUUCAUGCACUGUCACUUGGAAGUGCAUACAACAUGGGGACUGAAGAUGGCAUUCUUGGUUGACAACGGCAAAGACCCAGAUCAGUCACUUCUACCACCUCCAAGCGAUCUUCCAAACUGUUAAAGCACUCAAAGCAAUUUAUAGAAAAUACAGAGAGUUUCCAGGACGAGUAAUGAGAUUAUGAGAUAUACAGAAGAAGUUUACAAGAGAGAGCUAAUGACAAAGCGAUGUACCGGAUUCAAUAUUAUUUCUUGAGAAAAAUUGCAAAUUAAGUUUACUCAAGCAUUUUUGAAUAAAUAAUUGUACGAAACUUUGUUAAAGAAAUUUACA
Molecule: messenger RNA, 1361 nt
Organism: Pistacia vera
Lineage: Eukaryota; Viridiplantae; Streptophyta; Magnoliopsida; Sapindales; Anacardiaceae
Product: laccase-4-like
Exons: 5
Coding region: 42-1154 (370 amino acids)
Molecular function (GO): oxidoreductase activity; copper ion binding
Source: RefSeq, a predicted model, not a curated record